AAUUGUUUUCCGGAAGUGAGAGCAGUUCGUGCACGCAGUGUAGGAAGGGUCCGGAGCCGGCGGCUUGGCUGCUCCGUAGCUCGGACCCCAGCCUCUGUCACCUUGCCAUUGGGACUUUUCUGGAGGAUCUUGUUCUUAAUGUAGAGUGAUACAGCACACACAGAAACUACUUGUACAGUGAAGCCUUCAAAUAUUGUCUUCAAACUGUUGGACUCUCACCUUUCCAAAAUAAUCCUAUUGAAAUCCAGUGGAAUCAAAGCUGGAACCGUUGCUCUCAGUCAAAGGAUGUCUGGAUUCCCAUUGUUAGUGGAAGGACUGCCCGUCAGUCUUGACUCAGUUAAAAAUAAACUAGCCAUUUAUUUUCAAAGCAAGAAGAAAUCUGGGGGCGAUGAAUGUGAGAUUAAAGCUCACGCUGAUCCAACAAAAUUCUUGGUGUAUUUUGAAAGUGAAAAAGUGCAGAAACAUGUUGCGAGAAGGGAGUUCCACAUGGUGCAGCUUCUAGCUCCAGAGCCAGUCCGUCUUCGCGUUACAAUCUAUGAGGGGGAUGAUGGUAGUGAAAGUUCUGUGAACCCCAUUGGAGCGACACCUGAUACCAACAGAGGGCCAGCGGUAGAACAAAGUUUACUGUUGACCACUUCAAGCAAACAGAGUGAACGUGAACAGAGCCAGCCAAAGGAAGUUCAGAUUCCAGAAACUCUACCACAACAUCAAGAGUCAGAAUUCUCUUCUAACCAGCUCCUGGUUAGCAGCAACUGUCCAGUUGAUACAGAGUUGGUUGCUAUGUUUUUUGAAAAAAUUUCACCAGAUGUAGAAGUUUCUGCCAACAAUGAAUGCUCUUGGAUUUUGACUUGCCUUAGCCAACAUGACCUAGAAAAAAUUAUUUCACGAAGGCCAUAUACCAUCGCUGGCACAACACUGGAAGUGCAAUUAUAUGAUGAGCGUAAAGAAGAUGAGAAGUAUGAAUCCAGGAAGUUUGUUCUUAAGGGUUUUGAUGGUUCCUUUAAGCUGUCGUAUAUUUCACUUUACAUUGAUAGCCUCAGCAGCAACAUAAAGCAUGAUAUUGAACCUUUGCAAGAUGGUACAACAGUGGCGGUCACAUUUAAAACUGAUAUAGAUGGUAAUGCUUUUGUGCGUAAUUGUCAUCAGAAGCCAUUUCAAAAAUGCAGUAUCACCGCCAGUCGCCUAGAGAAGACAGAUUCUGUGCUAAUAGAAAGACUUCAUCCCAAAAUCACAGAAGAAUUGCUGGACUUGUACUUUUCAAAUGCCUCUCGCAGUGGUGGGGGAGAAAUUGCAGACAUUCAGAUGAACGACCGUGAAAGAAGAGCGAUUAUACGUUUCUGUGAUCCUGAAGUGGUAAGAAAAGUCACCGAAAAGGAACAUUACUUAAAGGAUUCUCGUCUGACUGUUAGCUGCUAUUACCAUGACCUGCAGCUAUCCUUGUAUGGAGCUAAUAGUUCAAAAGACAACCUUCCUGAACCGUUUAGCAUUUAUUUCAAUCCCUCACUUCUAAACUACAUCCAGACUAAUAAGCAGCAUUACACUCAUGAGUUGGAACAAAUUGCAAAGGAUUUUCAUUGUAACAUAAUCUUUGAAGACACUCCAAAUUCAAAGGAAAUAAAUCUGAAACCUUCUUUAGAUGCAGAAGUAUUGCUGUGGUACAAAGUUGCGAAGAAUUGGAAGAAGCUUGCUACAGAGGCAGUUCAGAAGUUUAAGAAGAGAUUUGAUUUCAAAGACUUCCCAAUAGAUCAAGAUUUGUGGAAAAAAGUAGAGUGCGAUGUCAAACAACUAAAGUUACCCUGCUUAGAUAUCCAUCAUCUUCCAGUAGAAAACAAGAUAGUUGUUGUUGGAGAAGAGAGGAAUGUUUCGGAUAUCUCCAGAAAGCUACAAGCUAUUUUAGAAAAUGAAAGGAACACUAUUGAAGAGGAGAUUGCAUUUGAAAGUUCUGAGGAAUUGGAGUUUCUGCAAGCUAUAUUAAAAGAUAGUGUUUCCUUUGUGAAAAUAUCUAUCAGCAGUGUUAGCCCUGCUUUAACACUUAAAGGAUUGAAAGAGAAAGUUCGCCAAGCUCAAAACCUCAUCAGCGUCUUCCAAUCCGAACUGGAAAAGAAGCCUCUCAAUCAGUCCUCCCACAUGAAAGAUUUUGUAAAAUCCCUGGAUCUCAAGAACAUUGUGCAAACUCACUUUGUUCCAGAUAAAGUUCGGGCUACGCUAAUGAUUAGGGAGUCUGUUGAACUCUUGGCUUUCAAGACUGAUGUAAAGAAAGCAGAAGAUAAGAUAAAGGAGCUAUUCCAAGAAGAGGUAGUUACCAUCAUUCCAGAACAAAUUCAAGUCACCCAGGAUGUCAAAUGGACUAGGUUCCUUGAUGAUUUAAAAGCUCAGCACAAACACAGUUGCAGAAUAGUGGAGAAGAAGAAUCCAGCCUCUAUAAUAAUUGUCGGAUUUUCAAGCCAUGUUGCAGAUGUUGCAAAAGUACUGAAAAGUUAUUUAAAUAAGAAGCAGCUGACCAUGAAGUUCAUUUCUGCAGCAGUUGUCCACGUAAACUAUAUGGAAAAAUUUUCAAUUCUGAAAGAAUUCCAAAGCAAAGGAGUUGGCAUUUCGUUUAUCAGAGCACCUAGUCCAGGUGUUCAAGUAACUGACAGAGCAGAACAAAUAGAUGAGACAGUUUCUGCUAUUAAGGAUAAGUUAGGGCUAGUUCAUAAACAAACCUUCACUUACUCCAAGGCAGGAGAGUCGACUGCUCUCAACAGGCAUAAUGACACUCUACAAGCCAAAGCUGUAAAUCAUGAGUGCAUGUUGUUCAUUAGUGUCAAAGAAGAAUUUCAGAGUGGAGUAGACCUUACAAAGCAUGUUAGGGGACAAGGCGGCAAGGACGUUAAACUAGGCAUAACUGGAGACUUCUGUUUUCCUGUUCAGGCGAAGAGUCUCAGACCUGAAAUAUUAUCUUCUUCUUAUCCCAUAUGGGCAUCUUUUUUAAAUUAUGUGCAGCAGUUUUUAAAAUCAUUAUCUAAACUUCUCUCAGGCCCAACAGUAAAAAUGUGUGGAAUAACAGUACAACUGAAGAAGGGUGAUAUCACCCAAGAAAGAACAGACAUCAUAGUGAAUUCUACAAACGCGAACUUAAAUUUAGAUUCUGGUGUCUCUGGUGCAAUACUAAAAGCUGCAGGUAGUUCUGUAAAGGCGGAAUGUGCUGCUCAAGGUUCUCAACCAGAUGGGAGUAUUGUAGUGACCAGCAGUGGCCAACUUCGGUGCCAAUAUAUUGUGCAUGUGAUACGUGCAGUGAAACCAGCUAUCAUCACUGCAUCUGUAAGCAAGGUCCUUCAGGAAUGUGAAAAGCUGAAUGUCACCACUGUCGCAUUCCCAGCCAUGGGGACAGGUAAAGGAGGGGUCACUGCUGAAGAUGCCAUCAACGCAACAUUCAGAGGACUGGAGAAUUAUUUCUUGAAUGUUACAUCGUCUAACAUGAAAACCAUUUCCAUCGUUGCCUUUGAACCACACAUAUAUGAUUAUUUUGCUGAUUUUUUCAAUAAAAAGGUAUGUAACUCCACUGCAAGUGCAAUGGCUACGGCUCCAGUCACCGUGAAUUCAUCAGUUCAACAAAAAAACCUGUUACCUACACAGCUGAAAAUCCAAAACACUAUUGUAGAGGUAAAGGCAGGGGAUAUAACGCAAGAAAAUGUCGACGCAAUAGUAAAUUCCACAAAUACUACACUGAAUCUCAAUUCCGGUGUCUCUAAAGCAAUAUUAGCAAAAGGUGGCCAGACUGUCACUGAUGAAUGCAAGAACUUGGUUCCUCAACCUAACAACGGUGUUGUCGUCACUGGAAGUGGACAACUUCCCUGCAAGCACAUCAUACAUAUGGUUGGUCAGACAGAUCCAGCACUGAUUACAGCCUCAGUAGAAAAAGUACUGGAGGAAUGUGAAAAGAACAACAUUACUACAGUUACUUUCCCUGCUCUGGGAACAGGUGUAGGAAAUGUCAGAUCCGAAGUCUCUGCUGAAAGCAUGCUGGUUGGAUUUGAAAAUCAUCUGGUACGAAACCAGUCAUCAAUUAUUCAAUUCAUUUAUAUGAUUGCCUUGGAGCCCAAUGUGCACAAAGUUUUCAGUGAUGUCUUGCAAGAAAAUUCGCAGCAGAAACUGCAAACAUUUGGAAUGGACAUUGGCAAUGUAAAAGUGGUGGUUGUCCAAGGAGACAUUGUUAAAGAAAUAACGGAUGCAAUUGUAAACUCUACAAAUGUCCACCUUAGCUUAAAAACAGGGGUUUCUCAAGCUAUUCUGAGAGCAGGUGGUCAACAAUUAGAGGACGAAUGUAAGGCACUGGGAGUCCAGAAUGAAAAUAGUGUUGUGACCACAGGGGCAGGAAAUCUUCAUGUAAAAUAUGUAAUACAUAUGGUUGAAUGGACAAAAGCAAAUGACAUAAAAGGAUCUAUUGGCAAAGUUCUAGCCGAAUGUGAAAAAGUCCAAAUAAAUUCUGUGUCUUUCCCAACCAUUGGAACAGGAGCUGGAAAACUACAUCCCUCUGUUGUUGCAAAUGCACUUCUGGAUGCAAUACAUAAAUAUGUGACAGACUAUGUUCCAUCUGCACUCUCUGAGAUACGAAUAAUACUGUUCACUCCAAUAACAUCAAAUCUCUUUCACAAAUGUAUGAAACGACGUUUCACAACUUGGCAGUACGAUGAACAAACAACUUCACCAUUGGAUCCUGGUCAUCAAAUUGAACAGGUCAAACCAGUUGAAUAUGUUUAUCCAAUCGUUAUAAAUACAAAAAGGCAGUUGACCAGCACAAUUGAGAUAUAUGGCAUGUCGGACAAAAGUAUCGAUGAGGUUCGAAAGAAUGUUGAAAGUCUAAUUAAGCAAACUUGUAAAAGCAAAACAAUAGAAAAUGAAGGCACAUCCUACUGUUCUCUCGAUCAAAUGCAAAAACUUGUAGAUCUCUGUGAAAAUCUACAACUCAGAGUUGAAAUCCAGCCAAACAAUAUAAUAAUAAAUGGAUACAUUGAAGAACAUGUAGAAUUCAUUAUGAAAUUUAAUUCCAUGGUUCAUUCCGCCAAGGACCAAAUGAGCAGGAAACAGGAAGAGGCUCAGACUAAGGCAUUUGUGCAGUGGGAGUUCGAGCAUCAGGGAAAAUUUCAACCAUACGACCAGUCUCUAAACUGUGACCUUGAGAAAGCUUCCCGGCAGAAAACAGAAAUCCUGACAGUCAAGAAAAAUGGUGAAACUCACACUAUUAACUUCAAGAAAAUGCAAGUGACAGAUUCAAAAGGAAAUACGUCUCUAAUUAGGAGGCAUUUUGAAGGAGGUACGUUUGAACUCCCAGGAUCCUGGAGCAACAUGACCGGUCUGGAACUUUUACAGGUGGAUCUUCCAAAUGGCACAGAGGAAUACAACAAGGUGGCAGACAAAUUCAAGAAAUCUUGUCAAAAUCACUUGGUGAAAAUAAUCGAGAUCAAAAGGAUCCAGAAUCGCAAGCUUUGGCAAAGUUAUUCUGUAAGAAAGCAAACAGUAGAAAGAAAGCUUCCUGGGGCAAAUGUUGAACGGAUUCUUUAUCAUGGGACUACCAAGGAAAUUACCAACAAAGUGAACAGUACUGGUUUCAAUAGAAGCUUUUGUGGAAGAAAUGCCACUGCAUAUGGAAAAGGCACUUACUUCGCCUUGAAUGCCGCUUAUUCGUGUGACAACAAGUACUCCAGCCCUGACAAUGACGGAACUAAAUUCAUCUACCAGGCACGGGUGAUCACUGGGAAUAUGUGUAUUGGAAAUAACCAGUUGCUAGAGCCAACACCAGUAAAUGCACAGCUAGAUCCAAAUAACCUAUGCGACUGUGCCGUGGAUAAUUUAACAAAACCCACCAUCUUUGUUGUUUUUUGUGAUGACGGAGCAUAUCCAGAAUAUCUAAUAACCUUUAAAACAGAGGCACAGUGAGGCUGAAGUAGCAUACUUUGCUGACAUCACUUCAGUGGUUUUUUUUGUUUUUCAAUAUUUUUGCUUAUAUGUGAUUUAUUUAGAAUUGUAUAAAUUGCAUUCUUGCCAUUAAUGAUUCAUUCUGUUAGCAUCGUGAAGCAUAAUGCACUAUUUUCAAACAAUUCAUUGCCAAAUGGAUAAAAGCUACAAUCUUAACUCAGGGAUUGAAUGUAGGGAUAGGCAAAGCAAAAAUAAAAAAUAAAAAAAAUAGACAAAAAGUAUAAAUUUUUGACUUCUAAGGUUUAUAACAUUUUUUAAAACUGACUCUUACCCAAUCAUUUUUGAGCAAUCCUGUUAUUCUGAAAUACAACAAAUGACGUAAGGUGACGAGUGACCUUGGCAGGAAAAGUAGGAAGGAUCGAUCUCUUACAGCAGAGGAGUCAAAUAACAUGGAGAAGAGGGAUAGGUAAGAUGAUUGGGGACAGGUGAGACUUUAACUGAGGAUGAUAGAGGUUGAAGCUUGCCUUACGAAAGUGUGCGAGAGUCAGAAACCCUCAACAUAAUAUAUUUAGCAAUACUGUACUGGAAGAUCUGUGAACUGCUUGGUUUUGAGCCUAGUGCUCAAUUAAGUUGGGUGGCUCUUUUCCAACUCGCUGGUUGAGAUGAAUGUCCUUCUGCCUGCAAAAUCUGCAAUGGUGCAAUGUAUUAUGAAUGAUAAUCCAUUAAGAAUAUUAUGUAAGUCACUUUCAUGACAUAAAUUUAAUUUAAUAAAGUAUAUAGCUGUAUAUUGUACUUGUGCUUCUCAUAAGUUUCAUGUAAAAGAAUUUGCAAAGAUAUGAAUGCAGAUCCCUUGAAAACUGAGGCAGCAGAAAUGAUCCUGGAGACUAAGAAAACUAUACAAGAAAUUUGUGUUUGUUGUUGUGGUAGAAAACACAGAAUAAACUCCAGGAAAUAAUGAAGAACGUGUCUGGAGAGGUUGAGGAGCUGAAGGAAAUUAGCACAAGUAUAGCAAGUACUGGACAAAUUAAUUGGACCAAAAGAACCAGAAACAGAUUACCUGCAUCCCAAGGUUUUGAAGGAGAUGACAGAUACACUGAUGUUCAUUCUAGCUUUUGUCAUCCUUUAGGAACAGACAUUUAAUUUUUUGCCUGCCCUUAGACAGCAGUCUGCCCAUGCUAAAGGAAUAGAACAAUAUGGAUUUUUCAGUAUCAAUCACUUGAUCACCAGCAAGUGGGAAGCCAGUUUGGUGGAUGUUGUCUAAACCAAAUUAUUUUGUGCCUAUUAUCUACAAUGUUCAGGAAUGGAACUUUGUUCCUUGUAAAUAACAACACAGGUCCUGGCACAAAAAAUAUUGUACUUUACUGCCCUCUGGUGUUGUAAUAUUGAAAAAGCAUGUCACUGAACACGCAUGUUAUUGUGACAUUAAAAAAAAGUUUGUUAUUGAACUGAAAAACAUAAGCGUUCAACAUCAUAAUGCUUUUGACAAUGUUUUCACUUAAUCUUUUGUGCAGGGAGACUUUGGAUUUGCAAUUACCAGUGUGGCCAUCAAUUUUCAAAGCAAUCUAGAAAAUAGUGUUUCAUGGAUAUUUUUAUGUAGUUCUGGGGAUCUAUAUAUGAUAUGAUAGCUUGGCUGAAUUAUUAAACAUCCACCUUUAUCAUAAGAAUAUAGAAUCAAGCUCAAAUAGGAAUUAAUAAUAUAAUGUAGUUUUGGGGGCUUUUAGCUUAAUUUCAAAUAUAGUCAUAGCUGCUAGUUAAACAAGAAUUUGCAAGGUUUCGUGUUUAUACUCGUUGUGUCAUAAAAAAGCUGUAGAAAUGUAAUAGUUAAAAGGCAGACAGUGAAGCUAAUAUAUUAAGCACAAGAUAUUCUGCAGAUGCUGAAAAUCCGGAGCAACUUGCACACAAAAUGCUGGUGGAAUUCAGCAGGUCAGGCAUCAUCUAUGGAGGGAAAUAAUAGGUCGAUACUUCAGCCGAGAUCUUUCAUUAGGACUCAAGUGAAGCCAACAUACCCACGGCAAUGGGGUAAAUAAUGUUAAACUAUGUUUGAAGUUCAUGAUUUUGGAUAGUUUGCAUCUAGUUGCAGUCGUAGAUUUGUGCAGCACAAAAGUGUGCCCUUUGGCAUACUACCUCUUCACCCAUUUAAACUAAUUUCCAUGUGUGUGUGUCACUCCAUUCAGGUGCCUGUUUAAAUGCAGUGAUAGUAUAGUGUGCCCCUGUGCCAAGCAGUUCAGGUGAUGAAAAUUUGCCUUAAUGUAGUUCAUAACUCACUACCAAAAUACUUUUAAAUUCUGUAAAAAUAAAAUUUUAUUUCUUGUGAGCGAAAAAAAAUGAAUAAAUUCAAUGCAAAAGA
Molecule: messenger RNA, 8242 nt
Organism: Mobula hypostoma (lesser devil ray)
Lineage: Eukaryota; Metazoa; Chordata; Chondrichthyes; Myliobatiformes; Myliobatidae
Product: protein mono-ADP-ribosyltransferase PARP14-like
Exons: 27
Coding region: 286-5916 (1876 amino acids)
Biological process (GO): protein poly-ADP-ribosylation; negative regulation of gene expression
Cellular component (GO): nucleus; cytoplasm
Molecular function (GO): NAD+-protein mono-ADP-ribosyltransferase activity; NAD+ poly-ADP-ribosyltransferase activity; transcription corepressor activity
Source: RefSeq, a predicted model, not a curated record